AAGCAACACGAAGAUGUAAUAAUCAAAGAAAGUGAACAACAAAGAUGCAUAAUUGCCUUGUGAUCAUUUGGACUACACGUUUACACCAUACAAUUAAUCCUUGAUUCAAUGGAGAGAGCAGAGCUGGUCUUCGUUCCCACUCCGGCAGUAGGCCAUCUUGUAUCCGCUAUAGAGUUUGCUAUACGUUUGUUGGAUCAAUGCCAUCGAUUCUCGGUAACAAUUCUUGUAAUGAAGUCACCAUUUGGAGUCACUGGGGAUCAGUCACUUCCAGCAGCCUCCCACACCCACAUAAAAUUCAUCCAUCUUCCCAACGUUGAUCCCCCAACUGAGCUAGUGUCUGCUAAAAAGUACCUCACCGAUUACAUCGAGAACUAUAAGAGCCAUGUCAGGGACACCAUUUUCAACCGGGUGUUGCCAAACACGUCUCAAGUUGCUGGAAUGGUUGUUGACAUGUUCUGCACCACUAUGAUUGACAUAGCCAAUGAGCUCAAGGUUCCAUCUUUUAUUUUCUUCACUUCCGGUGCAGCUUAUCUCGGUUUGUUGCUGUACCACCCCAAAGGAGUUGGCAAGUUGUUCGAUGAAUCAGAUUGCGAAUCAAUCAUACCGAGUUAUAUCCACCCAGUUCCCACAAAUGCAUUGCCUGCAUUUGCAUUCAACUAUGGUGGAUACAUGUCAUUUGUAAACCAUGCUAGGAGGUUCAUGGAUGCAUUGCCUGCAUUUGCAUUCAACUAUGGUGGAUACAUGUCAUUUGUAAACCAUGCUAGGAGGUUCAUGGAGACCAAGGGUAUCAUUGUCAACACGUUUGUUGAGCUCGAAUCUCAAGCUGUUCACUCGCUCUUUGAUGGUAAUGAAAAUUAUCAAAGUAAAUUGCAUCCCCAGGUUUAUAAAAUCGGGCCCUUAAUUGACAUCAAAGGUAGGUAUCAAGUUCAGUCUAACCAGGCCAAAGUUGACAAGAUCAUGAAAUGGCUUGAUGAUCAGCCCCCAAAAUCAGUGGUGUUCCUCUGCUUUGGAAGCUCUGGGAGCUUUGAUGAGAGCCAACUGAAAGAGAUAGCAAUUGGUCUAGAGCAGAGUGGCCAGAGGUUCUUGUGGUCAGUGCGUCAAAGCCCACCUACAGGAACCCUGGCAAUGCCAGGUGAAUACACAAAUUAUGAAGAUUUUUUGCCUCCAGAUUUUUCCAAGAGGACUAAAGGGAUAGGAAUGUUGUGUGGAUGGGCACCUCAAGCAGAGGUUUUAGGUCAUAAAGCAAUCGGAGGAUUUGUGUCGCAUUGUGGGUGGAAUUCUAUAUUGGAGAGCCUAUGGUUUGGUGUACCUAUUGUGACUUGGCCAAUAUAUGCAGAACAACAGAUCAAUGCGUUUCAAAUGGCGAGGGAUUUGGGAUUGGGGAUGGAGUUGAGAGUUGUAUACAAAAAGGAUGGUGCUGACUUUGUAACCGCAGAUGAAAUUAAAAGAGCUCUGAGACGUUUGAUGGAGGGUGAUGGUGAAAUUAGGAAGAGGGUUCAGGAAAUGAGUGGAAUAUGCAGGAAGGCUGUUGCUGAUGGUGGGUCUUCUUCUGCUUCUUUUGGAAGCUUAAUUGAGGUCGUGUUAGGGAGCCUAAAAAUCACUUGAAUUUGAGCUCUGCAAUUUUAUCAAUGUAUUCUUUUUCUAUCUAGCACUAUGUGUCAUUUUGAUAAAGAUCAUACAUUCAUACCAAGUAAUGUUAUUGUUAUGAG
Fragaria vesca subsp. vesca is the source of this 1709-nucleotide messenger RNA. RefSeq names its product putative UDP-glucose flavonoid 3-O-glucosyltransferase 3-like. Bases 109 to 1605 code for a protein of 498 amino acids. NCBI's taxonomy places the organism in Eukaryota, Viridiplantae, Streptophyta, Magnoliopsida, Rosales, Rosaceae. The transcript is spliced from 2 exons. The record is from RefSeq and is a predicted model, not a curated record. Gene Ontology annotation, molecular function: UDP-glycosyltransferase activity.